GGAGGCUUCUUAGAGCCUAUGUAGCUACACAGGUGAGAGGCUGAUGCAAAGUCACUGUAGACAUAUCGUACCUUGAAGGAAUGAGCUGGAGCCUAUUUUCCUGGUCCACAGCCUGCUCUCACUCCCUGCCCUCUCCCUGCAGAAGCACUGUACUACACAGAUGACACAGCCAUGACCAGAGCCCUGGUGCAGUCCCUGCUGGCCAAGGAGGCUUUUGAUGAGGUGGACAUGGCUCACAGAUUUGCCCAAGAGUAUAAGAAUGACCCUGAUAGAGGUUACGGAGCUGGAGUCAUCACUGUCUUCAAGAAACUCCUGAGUCACAAGUGCCAUGAUGUCUAUGAGCCUGCUCGGGCCCAGUUCAAUGGAAAGGGGUCCUAUGGCAAUGGGGGCGCCAUGCGGGUAGCAGGCAUCCCCCUGGCCUAUAGCAGCAUCAAAGAUGUUCAGAAGUUUGCUCGUCUCUCAGCCCAGCUUACCCAUGCUUCCUCCCUGGGUUACAACGGUGCCAUCCUGCAGGCUCUGGCUGUGCACCUGGCUCUGCAGGGUGAGUCCUCCAGCGGGCGCUUCCUGGAGCAGCUCCUGGGCCACAUGGAGGAGCUAGAAGGGGACCCCCAGUCAGUCUUGGCUGCCAGGGAGUUGGGUAUGGAGGAGCGUCCAUACUCCAGCCGCCUGAAGAAGAUUGGAGAGUUGUUGGACCAGGACUCAGUGAGCCGAGAAGAAGUGGUGUCUGAGCUAGGGAAUGGCAUUGCUGCCUUUGAGUCUGUGCCCACCGCUAUCUACUGCUUCCUGCGCUGCAUGGAUCCUGACCCUGAGAUUCCCACUGCCUUCAAUAGCCUCCAGAGGACUCUCAUCUAUUCCAUCUCACUCGGUGGGGACACAGACACCAUUGCUACUAUGGCCGGGGCCAUUGCUGGCGCUUACUAUGGGAUGGAUCAGGUGCCAGAGAGCUGGCAGCAGAGUUGUGAGGGCUAUGAGGAGACAGACGUCCUGGCCCAGAGCCUACACCGAGUCUUCCAGAAGAGUCUGUGAAGGCCACAGCUGCUGAGCUUCUGCCAGGUGCCAGAAGGACCAAACACAGCUCAGAGUGAAACCCGAAGGUUCCUUCAGCUGUUUCCCCUGCCUUGAUCUUUCUGAAGCAGAGCCUGGACCUCAUCUCUUAAGGCUAGGGUCUUGAGAGGUCCCAAGAACAGUAAGUAGGGACUGGUGCCUCCUUACUGCUGGGGUUCUGGCUUUCUGCAGAGCCGUGGGCCUCCACGAGUCAUCAGUGAAACAUGAAGGGACCCGGGCAGGUUUUAUUUAGAAGAGUACUUGUGACAUUUGCUUUUUCUUUUUGUCUGAGACAUGGGAUCUGGAGAGGAGAAAUAAUCUGCUGUAACAUCAUUCCUCCCUGUUGGUUGUUAGCCAGCUUGGCAGAUAGCCUGUCCUUGACUGACAGGGUCCCCAACAGCAGGUUGUUUGGACAAGGGACAAACAUUUGCACCCAGCCUCUCUAGGUGCAUACAUGGACCUUGUCUGUAAUGGUUUGUGACAGCUUCCAGUGGAAUUCACCGCAAUAAAUGUUUUUUU
Dipodomys ordii (Ord's kangaroo rat) is the source of this 1563-nucleotide messenger RNA. RefSeq names its product ADP-ribosylhydrolase like 2 (gene Adprs). The transcript has 5 exons. The coding region runs from base 172 to 1026 and encodes 284 amino acids. The record is from RefSeq and is a predicted model, not a curated record. Gene Ontology annotation, cellular component: mitochondrion; nucleus. NCBI's taxonomy places the organism in Eukaryota, Metazoa, Chordata, Mammalia, Rodentia, Heteromyidae.